Spirometra erinaceieuropaei is the source of this 1393-nucleotide messenger RNA. The record is from the annotation of a GenBank genome assembly. NCBI's taxonomy places the organism in Eukaryota, Metazoa, Platyhelminthes, Cestoda, Diphyllobothriidea, Diphyllobothriidae.
AUGACCAACCCCGACGCCGUCAGAGACAAAUUCUACGAGGACCUGCACGCCCUCUUGGCGACUGUGUCGAAGGCGGAAAACUUGAAUGUCCUUGGUGACUUCAACGCCCGCGUCGGCACAGACCAUACUGCCUGGAGGGGAGUGCUGGGUCCUCACGGUCUCCGCGGCUCCAACGACAACGGCCUGCUUCUCCUCCGCACCUGCGCAGAACACCGCCUCAUCCUGACGAACACGUUCUUCUGUCUGCCGGAGCGAGAGAAGGCCACCUGCAGGCAUCCUCGGUCGCGUCAGUGGCACCUGCUGGACUAUGUCCUCGUCCGGAGGCGAGAUCAGCGGGACGUGCUCGUGACAAAGGCGAUCACGGGUGCUGACGGGUAGACUGACCAUCGCCUCGUCAUCUCGAAGACGCGUAUUCGCCUACAGCCUCGCAGGAGACCACAAGGUAAGCGACCCCCAGGUAAGCUAAUUGUUGUCUUUGCCCGCUCACCAUCUUCAUUUCAGCAAUGAGCUAGCUCAAAGGCUAGACAACCUUUCAAUCGCUACCGCCGACCCCGCAGCCGCAGCUGCCGAGAACGCCUCCGUGGAGAACCGCUGGUGUCAACUGCGAGACACGGUCCAGUCGACGGCGCUUUCCGUCCUCGGUCGCGCUCCCCGCCAGCACCAGGACUGGUUUGACGGCAACGACGCCGCCAUCAGAAAUCUGCUUGCUGAGAAGAACCGCCUACACAAAGCCUACGUAGAUCACCCCACUGAUGCCACCAAAGCUGCCUUCUACCGCAGUCGCCGCCAACUUCAGCAACGACUGCGCGAGAUGCAGGACGCCUGGACUGCUCGCAAAGCUGAGGAGAUCCAAGGGUACGCGGACCGCAACGAAUGGAAGAACUUCUUCUCUGCGAUCAAAUCUGUCUACGGUCCGCCGACGAAGGGCACUACUCCUCUCCUCAGCGCCGACGGCAACACUCUCCUGACUGAGAAGACGCAAAUCUUACAGCGAUGGGCCGAGCAUUCCUCGACCUCCCGCCAUCUCUCCAGGAGACCAUCAGGGUCGUGCAGCAGCUCUCCAGUGGGAAAGCACCCGGAUCGGACGCAAUCCCUGCUGAGGUCUACAAGCAUGGAAAUCCCCAACUUAUGGAUCACCCGACUGCGCUCUUCCAGGAGAUGUGGCGUCAAGGCGAAGUCCCGCAAGCUUUCAAGGACGCAACUAUCGUGCACCUAUACAAGCGAAAAGGGAAUCGCGAAGUCUGCGACAACCACCGCGGCAUUUCCCUACUGUACAUCGCCGGGAAGAUCUUCGCCCGCAUCCUGCUCAACCGCCUCAAUAACCAUCUGGAACAGGGUCUACUGUCGGAAAGCCAAUGCGGCCUCCGUCAUCAUCGUGGGACCACGGACAUGA